Molecule: messenger RNA, 1379 nt
Organism: Myxocyprinus asiaticus (Chinese sucker)
Lineage: Eukaryota; Metazoa; Chordata; Actinopteri; Cypriniformes; Catostomidae
Gene: dscc1
Product: DNA replication and sister chromatid cohesion 1
Exons: 9
Coding region: 113-1288 (391 amino acids)
Biological process (GO): maintenance of mitotic sister chromatid cohesion; mitotic sister chromatid cohesion
Cellular component (GO): nucleus; chromatin; Ctf18 RFC-like complex
Source: RefSeq, a predicted model, not a curated record
AAGUAACGCGGGAAAGUUGAGCGCUGACAACAACAUCACGAGCCUUUAUGUUCAGUCGAUUUAGUUGAUAAAACAUUAAAGACCAAAGUGUCAAAUUACAGGUAAACACAAUAUGAGGACUUUCGAAGAGGUUCAAGCUACACUGCAAAUCGCUAAACUAAAAGAAGAGGACCUGCAGCCCAUCACUUUCUGCCUCUCUUUCGGGGAUAAUGUUUCCUCCGGUGAUUACUGUCUAAUGGAGCUGGAUGAUACUCUCUGUAAACACAUUGAAGCAGGCAAAAGUCUUGUAAUCAGAGGUGACAAAGAUGAGCAUGCAGUUCUAUGUAGUGAAGACAAGACAUACGACUUGAAAUUUGCGGACACGUCGAAUCUGCUGCUGUUUGUUCCAGGGUGCAAAACUCCAGAACAGAUGCCUGACAAGCCAGCAUCUUCCGAACUCAUGCAUGCACAGAUUUGGGGUUUUUCUAACUGUUAUUGGGAAUUGAGAAGGCAGAGACCAAAGUUAAAGAAACUGAAGAAGUUGCUGAUGGAGAAUCCAUAUGAUGGUCCACCGGUCGGCAUGCAAGAGGAGAAGCCAGGGCAGAAGUACACAAUGGAUGACCUUCUUGAAAGAAUCCAAGCAAGUAAAGAAGAAGUUGAGGCACAUCUUCAAAAUAUUCAUGCAUGUGAAGUUGACGGAUUUUGGAGGAUCCUGGAUUUUGAUUAUGAGAUGAAGCUCCUGGGUCAUGUGACCCAGCUGGUGGACUCAGAGUCUUGGUCUUUCAGCAAAGUUCUUCUCAGUGUCUGUCUAGAUGAGCUGGGAUCACUUGAACCAAAAGCCAUGAUAGAACACUGUCUCAACUGUUAUGGAAGACGCUACAGUAAUGAAGAUGGUCAGGUGAUGUAUGCAUUGGAUGAGGACAAAGUAUGUAGAGCCACAGCUCAGCUGCUACUGCAAAAUGCUGUGAAGUUCAACCUGUCAGAGUUCCAGGAGGUGUGGCAGCAGAGUGUUCCUGAGGGAAUGAGCACUAGACUGGAUCAGCUCAGGGGUUUAGCUCUGCUGGACCGGAGCUCUAAACCACAGACCAUCUCACUGCUAUGUGUAGAAGAUCUGCCUGAGGACACACUGGAACGAUUUAACAGUCUCUUCAGCAUGAAAGAGAAAUGGACACAAGAUGACAUUGAACCAUAUAUACAAGAUCUGUGUGGAGAAAUGCAGACUACUGGAGCUCUCCUGACCAAACAUGCCCGCUCGUCUAUGCAAAAUGGUAUAAAGGUCUACAAUUCAAGAAGACCAGUGGCACCUUGAGAUCAAAAUAAGUCAUUGAAAAAACAUUGAUUGUUGCCUUUUGCAUGCUGUUUUUUUUUUCCUCAAUACAAUAAACAUACGUUAAAUAUAA